AUGAAAGUCCUGAUCGGCCUGUACGUCUUGGAAGUGGUCCUACGCGUCAUUGGCUGUCCAGUCCAACCGUUCUACCUCGAUGGCUGGCUGGUCACCGACGUGGUCGUUUCCGCCAUUGCCUUCUCCGACGAGUUCCUCCUGGAACACUUCAACAGCCUCGGGAUCUUCCGGUCCAGCCGGGCGAUUCGCAUGCUCCGGAUUCUCCGAGUGGGACGAAUUUUUUCGGUCUUCGCAUCGAUCAGGGAGUAUCCAUUGGUUGCGCAAGUGGUUGCUGAGACAGUUGCCCGGCUUGGCUGGAUGUUGGCGAUAUGGAGCACGGUGGGUUGGUGUACGGCGGUGAUGCUUACGGUCGUGGUUGGGGCCUCCGGAUACACCGAGCUGCCGACUGUUGAGGAUCCCAUUCUUCAAGCGCUGGUAGAGUCAGGUCCCACGUAUCCCCUGCGCAUUGAAGAGAUCCUUCGUGGAAUGGGCGGUUCCCUUCUGAUCCUCAACAUGAUUCCACUGAGAUUGAUCUACUGGGGCCCAGGAAUCGUUUGGAAACUGCUCCUGGCGGAGAGUCUACGUUGGAAUGUUGCAGGAGGCAUCAUCUUGGCCUAUGCAGCUCUGUGCCUCUGCUGGCUGUGGCCGAUGGUGCUGGGCACCUUCAUCUCGGCGCUCAGAGAGGGCAAUGCGAAGCACCAGCAGAAGAAGAUAGCUGAAGCCCGUGCGGAUUCCGCGAUGAGCGCUGCUGAGCUGAUCGAUCUCUUUGAGGACAUGGUGGGAAACAGCAAAGAGCGAUUUAUCUCGAUCGAUGAUUUUCGGGACCUCCAGGUCAGGCAUCCUCCAUUUCAUAACCUGAUCUCCGGGGGAGAGACAGGCAAGAUAGCCGACUCACUGGCUGAUGUCAUCUUCAGAGAGAUUGAUGUCAUGGGACAUAACUUUUUGACCCUUCCUGACUUCGUUGUGGGUGUGCUGAAGAUCUUCCGGGUGAGCCCUCGUCCGGAGUUCAUGCACACGGACGAGCAGCAGAGACGA
Symbiodinium sp. CCMP2456 is the source of this 1014-nucleotide messenger RNA. The record is from the annotation of a GenBank genome assembly. NCBI's taxonomy places the organism in Eukaryota, Dinophyceae, Suessiales, Symbiodiniaceae.